This is a messenger RNA of Mycosarcoma maydis (corn smut), 540 nucleotides long. RefSeq lists its product as uncharacterized. The record is from RefSeq and is a predicted model, not a curated record. The transcript has a single exon. Bases 1 to 540 code for a protein of 179 amino acids. Lineage: Eukaryota; Fungi; Basidiomycota; Ustilaginomycetes; Ustilaginales.
AUGCGCAAGUUCAUGGCUUGCGUAGCACUGUUAGCAGUUAGCUGGUCAGCUAUGGUACGCGGCCCGGCUGUUCACAGUAGGUCGUCCAAUGAGGUUGCCCAAGUCGGCUAUGCUACGAUCGCCAAUUCUCCUGAAAGGAUCCAUAUCGGAGAUGAUGGUACGCUUCAUGUCCAUCUCUACGAUACACAAUGGUAUAGGGUUGACGGUGAUAUUAGAGACCCUAAAACUCAAGACAAGGUCCAAGAUUUGCUAAACCUAGAGGCCAAGCCCCAAUGGCGAUUGCAGAUCAACGAGAGCGACCACACCGCUUACUGGUAUAACCCGAGCAAACAAGUCAUCGCGUAUACCUUCAAACCAGAGCACUCACGGAUCUUUUUUGCGAAGCACAUCAACCGAUACUUCGGACAAGAGAUCGUCCCAGUCCCCCAACAAGACCCGGCUCGGCACGCAGAUUUCGGGAACCCUGCCUCCAGUUUGAAGGAGCCUAGCAAGUCACUAAAACUGGAUAAGAGGCUGACAUGCUCUGACGAGUUCUGUUAG